Molecule: messenger RNA, 1257 nt
Organism: Prorocentrum cordatum
Lineage: Eukaryota; Dinophyceae; Prorocentrales; Prorocentraceae
Source: the annotation of a GenBank genome assembly
AGGCAGCCCUUUCGGCUUGGGUGCCCAUCAGUUUUCCGCGGCGCGCUUUUCGCGCCGCUCGUAGACUCCCUUGGAAUCAUCUCGAGGCGUGUCCACCUCGCUCUCCCCUCCCCGCUCACCCAGCGCAUUCCAUUACUCUCCUUGUGCCAGUGGUGGAACGCGCUGGUCUACCCGCGCAUGCUGCGCCCCCCGGGCGUCGCCGGCCCCGCCCGGCCCCGUGGCGCGCCGGCGGGCGCCGCUCCGCGGAGCGCGCCGCGGAGCGCGCCGCGGGGCCCCGCCCCGCCGAGCGCGGGUUGGCGGCUGGCCGCCUGCCUGGCCCGCGGGGCCGCGCGGGGCGGCGUCGGGCGGCGGCUCGGCCGCCCGCCUGGCGGGCGGAGGCGGAGGAGGGCGUCGCGCGCCGCCGCGGAUCCGCGGGCCAGCGCCUUGAGCGUCCUGAGCCUGUCCGAGGGCGCUUCGAGAAGCGACGUCAAGAGGCGGUUCAAGGAGCUGGUCGCCACGGAACACCCGGACAAGAGGCCAGGCGACCUGGCGGCGGCCGAGCGGUUCAAGGCCGUCGUGGCGGCGUACGAGGAGCUCGCAAGCCCAGGCGGCGCGCCCGAGCCUGGGCCCGCGCCGACAGCCAGCCGCCAGACGGGGCCCGUCGAGGUUGAGGUCGAUGAGGUCGAGGUCGACCCAGAGUCCGUGGCUGCGCUGCUACUCUUCGCCUGCUUCGGCGUGGCGGUGGUGCUGCUCUCGCAGGUCGAUCUGAGGUGGCAGACCUGCUACAGGUCGUGGGAGUGGUGGUGCAGUCUGAAGGGCCUGGCGUGAGCUCGCGCCUGGGGCCGUCGCCGCAUCCGGUCUGGCAGCGCGGAGGGAGAAAUGAUGAUGAUGACGAUGCAGGACGACUUGAGUAAACGGAUACGAGCAGCGAAUGAAAUACCCGAGAGCCGCAGCAAGGCAAAAUGGGAUUUAGGACAGCCGCUGGCAGCCACUGCGCUUGCUUGCUCUCGCCUUGCCCCUUUGUCAGUGGCUCUUUCUCGUGUUGUUUCUUCCCCAGGCGUCUGUCUCUUUCUCUGUCGUGUCAACGUACGCGGCCCGCUGGUGAAUGUAUAUUUUUUUCCUUCUCCCGCCGCUUGCUUAGCUCCCCCGCUGUCCGAUGGCGCAAAGCGGGGCCCCAGCGCCUUCACCAGACGUGCGGAUGGCGUGUCCAGCUGCGUGUUCCGCGCUCUGAAAGCCGGCGCUGCGCGACCUUGACUCGGACCGAGGGGCGGUCCGAUC